AUGCAAGCUCCUGGACCAGGCACGCUCCUGGACCAGGCACGCUCCUGGACCAGGCACGCUCCUGGACCAGGCAAGCUCCUGGACCAGGCAAGCUCCUGGACCAGGCAAGCUCCUGUUCCAGGCAAGCUCCUGGACCAGGCAAGCUCCUGUUCCAGGCAAGCUCCUAGACCAGGCACGCUCCAGGACCCCGCCCCAUUCUCCCGCUUUCUAUCACCCCGCCCCAUUCUCCCACUUUCCAUCACCCCGCCUCAUUCUCCCGCUUUCCAUCACCCUGCCCCAUUUUCCCGCUUUCCAUCACCCCGCCCCAUUCUCCCGCUUUCCAUCACCCCGCCCCAUUCUCCCGCUUUCCAUCACCCCGCCCCAUUCUCCCGCUUUCCAUCACCCCGCCCCAUUCUCCCGCUUUCCAUCACCCUGCCCCAUUCUCCCGCUUUCCAUCACCCCGCUCCAUUCUCCCUCCUUCCAUCACCCCGCCCCAUUCUCCCGCUUUCCAUCACCCCGCCCCAUUCUCCCGCUUUCCAUCCCCCCGCCCCAUUCUCCCUCCUUCCAUCACCCCGCCCCAUUCUCCCUCCUUCCAUCAUCCCACCCCAUUCUCCCGCUUUCCAUCACACCGCCCCAUUAUCCCGCUUUCCAUCACCCCGCCCCAUUCUCCCGCUUUCCAUCACCCCGCCCCAUUCUCCCUCCUUCCAUCACCCCGCCCCAUUCUCCCGCUUUCUAUCACCCCGCCCCAUUCUCCCGCUUUCCAUCACCCCGCCCCAUUCUCCCGCUUUCCAUCACCCCGCCCCAUUCUCCCGCUUUCCAUCACCCCGCCCCAUUCUCCCGCUUUCCAUCACCCCGCCCCAUUCUCCCUCCUUCCAUCACCCCACCCCAUUCUCCCGCUUUCCAUCACCCCGCCCCAUUCUCCCGCUUUCCAUCACCCCGCCCCAUUCUCCCUCCUUCCAUCACCCCGCCCCAUUCUCCCGCUUUCUAUCAUCCCGCCCCAUUCUCCCGCUUUCCAUCACCCCGCCCCAUUGUCCCUCCUUCCAUCACCCCGCCCCAUUCUCCCUCCUUCCAUUAUCCCACCCCAUUCUCCCGCUUUCCAUCACACCGCCCCAUUCUCCCGCUUUCCAUCACCCCGCCCCAUUCUCCCGCUUUCCAUCACCCCGCCCCAUUCUCCCGCUUUCCAUCACCCCGCCCCAUUCUCCCUCCUUCCAUCACCCCGCCCCAUUCUCCCGCUUUCCAUCACCCCGCCCCAUUCUCCCUCCUUCCAUCACCCCGCCCCAUUCUCCCUCCUUCCAUCACCCCGCCCCAUUCUCCCGCUUUCCAUCACCCCGCCCCAUUCUCCCGCUUUCCAUCACCCCGCCCCAUUCUCCCGCUUUCCAUCACCCCGCCCCGUUCUCCCGCUUUCCAUCACCCCGCCCCAUUCUCCCUCCUUCCAUCACCCCGCCCCAUUCUCCCGCUUUCUAUCAUCCCGCCCCAUUCUCCCGCUUUCCAUCACCCCGCCCCAUUGUCCCUCCUUCCAUCACCCCGCCCCAUUCUCCCUCCUUCCAUUAUCCCACCCCAUUCUCCCGCUUUCCAUCACACCGCCCCAUUCUCCCGCUUUCCAUCACCCCGCCCCAUUCUCCCGCUUUCCAUCACCCCGCCCCAUUCUCCCGCUUUCCAUCACCCCGCCCCAUUCUCCCUCCUUCCAUCACCCCGCCCCAUUCUCCCGCUUUCCAUCACCCCGCCCCAUUCUCCCUCCUUCCAUCACCCCGCCCCGGGAGGGAGAAUGGGGCGGGGGGAAGGAAAGCGGGAGAAUGGGGCGGGGUGAUGGAAAGCGGGAGAAUGGGGCGGGGUGAUGGAAGGAGGGAGAAUGGGGCGGGGUGA
Closterium sp. Naga37s-1 is the source of this 1842-nucleotide messenger RNA. The record is from the annotation of a GenBank genome assembly. Lineage: Eukaryota; Viridiplantae; Streptophyta; Zygnematophyceae; Desmidiales; Closteriaceae.